CAGGAACAUGCACGGCGGCUGUAUGUCUACUGCCGUUGAACCUCUCCCUCCCCUAACGACUGUACUCCCACCACUGAGAAAACUACCCCCACCAUUACCACUAUCGGCACUAACCCAUCAGAAGAUUUGCUUGUUCCACUGGCACUAUGCUUCGACUGGUCUUGCCGACGAAUCCAAGAUUGAGUGGACCAGUAUCCUCCAUCAGUGUCCGGAAAAUCCAAAGCGCUGUUGCAACGUGCUUGGGAGCGACGGCUGGCGUCCACUGGCAUUCACAGGCGUCAGCCAAGGCUGUAGGAUCAAGAGUUCACUGAUAUGUUGACACAAAACCGACGGCUAGGCACUUUGAAUAAAGAGAGUAAGGAAGGAACGUUAUACUAAAAAGUAAGGAGUGGGGGCGUUACGGAAAUGCGUUAUGGCACGUCAUAAAUGGAGCUAAGAUGUCUGCCAAAACGUCCUCAAGAGAACAAGAGCAGCGCCUCUAUGUAUUUUAAAAUCAAAACAAUUCAUCGUUGCUAUUGUGUUUCAGUUACGUGUUAAAGAAAGAAGUGUCAGUACGUGUAUUUAAAAAAAUGCAAGAAUGGUGAGCUGCUGCGUUUGCGGUUUCUCGAAAAGGGAAGGUUAUGGAAAAUAUUCAAUUAGUUGCCACACGUUCGAAUAUUUUCUCAUAAACUACAGUUCAUUUUAAAAUUCAUUCGGGUAUAUGUUUCUGUUGAAUAUGGUUUACUAUAAUUAUAAUUUGUUCCUAUUGUAAGGUAGGGGGAGCCACUGUAUGAGUAAGGGUCAAUGUUUCUUACUUCGGUGUAUACGUCCCUCCCUUGGUUAUAGCUAACAAUAAACGAACGUGUGUGAUAGAAAUUUUUUUUUAUCGUCGUUUAUUAUAGUCAUCCUAACACUAUAAA
Cephus cinctus (wheat stem sawfly) is the source of this 899-nucleotide messenger RNA. RefSeq lists its product as uncharacterized. NCBI's taxonomy places the organism in Eukaryota, Metazoa, Arthropoda, Insecta, Hymenoptera, Cephidae. The transcript is spliced from 2 exons. The coding region runs from base 8 to 319 and encodes 103 amino acids. The record is from RefSeq and is a predicted model, not a curated record.